GAGUUCAUGGCGAAGGCCAAGCCCAUCACCGUGACCAUCGGAGAUAAGACAUUCAAGGCCUGGCCUCAGGGAACUCCUGGUGCUGCUGUCAAGCACAAGAACAGCAGCGGAUUGCAGGCAGCGCCGAAGCUCUUCUCCACCGGCAGCUGUGGCUUCAUGGUCCCCGUGGAGGUGGGCGGUCAGUCCCUUGUGCUGCAGUGCGGCUUGAACUUGCCGGUGAUCGGAUCCAAGGAGUGGAGCGAGUAG
Molecule: messenger RNA, 246 nt
Organism: Symbiodinium necroappetens
Lineage: Eukaryota; Dinophyceae; Suessiales; Symbiodiniaceae
Source: the annotation of a GenBank genome assembly